GGGAGGGCUGAGGCAGGAAGCUGUUUCUCUCAGCUGUUCCACCCAUGUAACUUAAAGCAGGAAAGGACAGGAAACCUUAUUUAUCCUGCCGACAAAAGAAAAUGCAGUUUGGAAAAGUGUUGUUAAGGGUAUGACAAGUAUCCAUUUCAGAAGUGAAGAAGUGAUGGAUUCAAGCAUCCUAUAUCCAGCUGUCUCAAGGGUGGUAGUCUUUGGAGGUACACAUGGAAAUGAGAUGUCAGGUGUCACAUUAGCUAAACAUUGGCUCACGAACCCGUCUGAACUACAUAGGAAAACGUUUACGGUUGAGCCUUGCCUAGCUAAUCCACAAGCUGUACAGAAAUGUGUCCGGUUUAUAGACAAGGACCUCAAUCGAUGUUUUUCAAAGGAAUUACUAAACUCACCAGUAGCUGAAAGUGAUCCAUAUGAGGUGAAAAGGGCAAGAGAAAUUUAUCAGAAAUAUGGAAAUGGAUCAUCCUCUAUGGAUUUUGUUUUUGACUUACACAAUACCACUUCCAACAUGGGAGCCACACUGCUGCGCUGUUCAAGGGAUGAUGUCUUGUCACUGCACUUAGCAAACUACUUACAGAGCAGCACUGGGGAUCAAUCUAUGCCAUGCUACAACUACCUCGUUGACAUACCAGAGAAGCAAAAUGUAUACCUGCAGAAUAUAGGAAAACAUUCACUGACUUUAGAGCUUGGGCCACAGCCUCAAGGAGUGAUCAGGGCAGAUGUGCUAUCUAGGAUGAGAGAGCUUGUGAACUGCGGCUUGGAUUUCAUUGAUCUUUUUAAUCAGGGUAAGGAGUUUCCAAGUUUUGAAGUGGAUAUAUACAGAGUUUUGUCUUCAGUGGAUUAUCCACGAGAUUCUAUGGGGGAUAUAGGAGCUAUCAUCCACCCUGAGCUGCAGGACAAAGACUAUUUUCCUGUGCAGCCUGGAGAUCCAAUCUUCAAGACGUUGAGUGGAGAAAAUGUCUUCUAUGAGGGGGAGAAAAUCGUCUACCCAUCAUUCAUCAAUGAGGCAGCGUAUUAUGAGAAAAAAGUAGCAUUCAUAUUGACCGAUAAAAUACAUUGUAAUGUCCCUGCAUUGAAAGUGGAACCUCAGGCAGGUCAUCUUGGAUCUCAAAAAUAAGUGCCAUUCUUUCCUUAGAGGCCUACAUGCAAUAGUAAUGUAAUCUCAGAUUUAUUUUGUCCUGUUCUAUCCAAAAAUGAAAUAUUAAAAGCUUUAAUCAUGUAUCAAAUAGAAUAA
Messenger RNA from Pseudophryne corroboree (corroboree frog), 1243 nucleotides. Its product is annotated as N-acyl-aromatic-L-amino acid amidohydrolase (carboxylate-forming)-like. NCBI's taxonomy places the organism in Eukaryota, Metazoa, Chordata, Amphibia, Anura, Myobatrachidae. The transcript is spliced from 7 exons. Gene Ontology annotation, molecular function: hydrolase activity, acting on ester bonds; aminoacylase activity. Gene Ontology annotation, cellular component: cytosol. The record is from RefSeq and is a predicted model, not a curated record. Bases 131 to 1126 code for a protein of 331 amino acids.